Molecule: messenger RNA, 1124 nt
Organism: Capsicum annuum
Lineage: Eukaryota; Viridiplantae; Streptophyta; Magnoliopsida; Solanales; Solanaceae
Product: nudix hydrolase 26, chloroplastic
Exons: 7
Coding region: 76-753 (225 amino acids)
Biological process (GO): nucleoside phosphate metabolic process; ribose phosphate metabolic process
Cellular component (GO): chloroplast
Molecular function (GO): bis(5'-adenosyl)-pentaphosphatase activity; guanosine-3',5'-bis(diphosphate) 3'-diphosphatase activity
Source: RefSeq, a predicted model, not a curated record
UAUUUGACUUUUGCAAGUGAAUAUAAACCAAUUGCCAAUUGGUACCCAAAUACAAUGUUUUUGGGAAUAUGUUAAAUGGCAUUAUUUUGUCGAUCCAUCAUCUCUACCUUUCCACUACCUCGUUUUCCAUUGCAACUCAAUACCUCAAUUCCUUCCCCAUAUUACCCUCCUAAAUCCCACCAAAUUACCGCUUUGCCACUCCUUCGUUGCAAAACAGUUUCGUUUGCUUCACUGUCAUCACAGUCGCCAUCAUCAUCAUCAAUGGAAAAUCCACCAGAAGGUUACAGAAGAAACGUCGGCAUUUGUCUUAUGAACCCUUCCAAUAAAAAGAUUUUUGCUGCUUCAAGGCUUGAUAUACCAAGUGCUUGGCAAAUGCCGCAGGGUGGAGUUGAUGACAACGAAGAUCCGAGAAAUGCUGCCAUCAGGGAAUUAAGAGAGGAAACUGGGGUUACUUCAGCUGAAAUUGUUGCUGAGGUUCCACAUUGGGUAACAUAUGAUUUCCCUCUAGAUGUUAGAGAAAAGCUACGGCAUCAAUGGGGAUCUGACUGGAAAGGUCAAGCACAGAAGUGGUUCCUAUUUAAGUUCACUGGAAAGGAUGAUGAGAUCAACCUUCUGGGGGAUGGGACAGAGAAGGCCGAGUUUGGAGAAUGGUCAUGGAUAUCACCUGAGCAAGUUAUUGAACUUGCAGUGGAAUUCAAGAAGCCUGUUUACAAGGAAGUUCUAUCUGUUUUCUCGCAACAUUUCCAGCAAUGAAACUGGUCAUUUCUGAAGUACGAAGUUCAAGAGGUUUUAUUUUCCAAAAUAAUGGCAGGAGGUCCAGUAUGAUUUUUGCAAGGGAGCUAACCUCAGCCGGUUUCAGUGAAAUAAAGCUAUAAACUUGUUCUACCGUGUACAAUUAUUGAUUAUGAUGUAACCUCAUUUUCCCUUUCCUUUUAUAGAAAAAAAGGAGUUGCCCGACUCUUUGGUCUUCAGAACGCUGGUUUUAAGAAUUGAGUCGUUGCCCUUCUCUGACCUUGACCGCCCUUUUUACACAGGGAAAAAGGGAAUGAUGAGAAUUAAACUUUUAACUUGUUUUGUGACAGAUUUUCACCAGUCCCAAAUAGACGUGAUGCAUUUUGACAUGA